AUGGAAGCAACUACAUCAACUGUUAAAGUGAUACAGAACCCAGAUAAGCAAAUCCAGCCAACUGGAAGCACAACACGGCUGAACUGCAGUGUGGGAAAUAUCUUCAUGAAAAUGACUAUUGCUUAUUGGUACAAACAAGGGCAAGAUGGCAGGUGGAACUUUUUGUGUACCGCCUUCAACGGAAGUAAAGUAGAAGGGAGAUAUUUUGGAGGAGUGAAAGGCCAUGGAAAUUACUUUUACCUUCAAAUUGAAUAUGCUGAAAUGAACGAUUCUGGUAUUUACUUCUGUGCAGUAAAACAUGUUAAUCGCUUCUUCUUUGGGAAUGGCUCUACACUAAUUAUUUCAGAUGAUGUGGCAGGAUCUCCCAGUCUGCUUAUUUUGGCACCCACAGAGCAGGAGACAAACUCUGAUCAUACAGUCACAUUAAUCUGUCUGGUGGCUGAUACUUUGCCUCAGUGGAGUCCCAUUCAGUGGAAUAUUUCAGGAGAAGUUAUAAAAGCACUGGAAGAUGCUGGAACAUUUGAUAAAGAUGGAUUUUUCAGUAUCAGAAGCCAAGUUUCCAUUCCACUACAGACAUGGAACAGUCCUGCUACCUUCUUUUGCCAGGUCACUUCUAUUCAUGUUGAAGAACUAAAGAACAAAACAGUGAUGGACACAGGAAAUAAGAGAGAUGACUGCCCUCUGUAUAUUUUAUACUUUGGGUUACCCCCCAUUAUCACCCUGGCAAUGAUUAUACUACUGCUACACCGGAGACGUCAGAAAAGAGGUUCGAUUUCUACAGAAAUGGACAGAAGCAAUGAACAAAGUCACUGUUUUAAAAAUAUAGAACAAGUCCCUGGAACCACCUGCUAG
Molecule: messenger RNA, 852 nt
Organism: Protopterus annectens (West African lungfish)
Lineage: Eukaryota; Metazoa; Chordata; Ceratodontiformes; Protopteridae
Product: immunoglobulin kappa light chain-like
Exons: 4
Coding region: 1-852 (283 amino acids)
Biological process (GO): response to bacterium
Source: RefSeq, a predicted model, not a curated record